AUGAAAGUAGCGGUUUUCGUUCUUUUCGGCAUCGUAAUUGCCAUAAAAGCACAAGAAAGGGAAUCUCCUGCUGUUUUAAUCUCAAUUCUCGUUCGAAAUAAAGCUCAUGUCCUUCCAUAUACCCUUUCAUUUGUCGAAAAUUUAAAUUAUCCGAAAAAUCGUCUUGGAUUAUUCAUUCGCUCCGAUCACAAUGUUGACAAUUCUGUGCAAAUUAUUGACGCGUGGCUCAAUACAACUCAAAGUGCUUAUCACACAGUCAACAAAAAGUACAAAUUGGUGAACGACAAAAGACGCACCGAAAAAUCCGAGUCAGAUUGGCCUUAUGAGAGAUUGACUCAUGUGAUAAACAUGAAAGAAGAAGCUCUGAAUUUUGCAAGAAAAAAUUGGUAUGACUUUGUUUUGUUUCUUGAUGCGGAUGUUUUGCUGUCAAAUCCGGAUGUCUUAAAAAAUUUGAUUGCUUUGGAUUUGGCAGUUGUAGCUCCGAUGGUGUCGACUACGGAGAAGGAAUAUACGAACUUUUGGACUGAACUUGGACCGGAAAAUGAAAAAAUAUUGGAUAAAGAAAUUCAAAAUUACGACAAAAAAGGACAUUUCAAGGUUGACGGAGUCUCGAAUGUUGUUCUCGUGAACUUAAAUUUGCUCAAUUCAGAUGGUUUGACGUUCGAUAAAAAAGUUUUAAAUACUUUGAACAACAAAAAAGGCUUUUAUUAUGAAGGAGUAUUGGAUCCUGAUGUGAUUUUUAGUGUUUCAGCCAAACAAGCAAAUGUUCCAAUUUAUGUCGCAAAUGACCACUUUUAUGGCUUUGUCUUGCAUCCUCUUGCUCCUAAAGACACUCUCGAGAAGGAAAAGCAAAGUUUGGUGAACGUUUUGGUCGAAAUCUUGGACAAAAGUGCAACUAAAACUGUUGAUGUCAAGGAAUGUUUCAAAAAUUUCAUGACUUAUCCAAAGCCUGACACUCUUGGAAUGGAUCGCAUUUUUGUCGUAAAUCACGACACUGACCUCAAAAACCGAUUUGAACUUCUCUCACGAUUUAUGGGUUUAAGUGUUCAACGUGUCCCAUUAAUCGAUGAAAAGAGCUUAACCCUUCAAUUUAUCGAAGAACAUGGAAUUUCUCAACUACCCGACUAUAAACAUCCCGUUGAAAAACGUCCCAUGACAUUAUUUGAGAUCCGUUGGUUCCUCAGUCAUCAUGAAAUUUGGCAAAAAAUGGUCAAAAAGUCCCUCAACUUGGUCCUUGUGAUGGAAGAUGACGUUCGUUUCAAGCCUGAUUUCAAGAAAAAUGUUUUAAAAGCUGUUGAUGAAGCCAAAAAUACCGGAAAAAAUUGGGAUUUGCUCUAUUUUACGCGUAAAUGGAUAGGAGGAGAUGAGCUUCGAGUAGAUGGCACGAAAAAUUUGUAUGAAACUGCUUACUCACCUUCAACAACUGCUUAUUGCUUGACUCUGGAAGGAGCUAAAAAGCUCUUGAACGCGAGUCCUUUGAGUAAAAUGGUGCCUGUUCAAGAAUUUCUGCCAAUAAUGGCGAAUAAACAUCCAAACAAGACUUGGAAUGAGGCAUUUUCCGAGAGAAAUCUUGUGGCAUGGCACGUUUAUCCGUCGCUUGCCGAGACAUUGAAAGACUGAAGUCGGUUGUUAACAAAUUCUUUAUUUAAUUUUUUAAAAAAUAUGCAAUA
Culicoides brevitarsis is the source of this 1670-nucleotide messenger RNA. Its product is annotated as glycosyltransferase 25 family member-like. The transcript is spliced from 4 exons. The coding region runs from base 1 to 1620 and encodes 539 amino acids. Gene Ontology annotation, molecular function: procollagen galactosyltransferase activity. The record is from RefSeq and is a predicted model, not a curated record. NCBI's taxonomy places the organism in Eukaryota, Metazoa, Arthropoda, Insecta, Diptera, Ceratopogonidae.